AAAAAAAUGUUUGCUGCAUGAAUGAAGAAAAGAAUGAACAAGUGAAGGUCAUAGUGACUUGCCUAGGGUCAAUACGGCAAGACAGACCAUAGCCAGGUAUGCUAAUUUCUAGUCCAGAUUAUUAGCCUUCUCACAAAGUCCUUGUCCAGAAUUGUUCUGAAUUAUUGCCACCAAAGCAGCUUCACAACACAAGUCCCAUUUCUUCACAGUACCAUUUUCUUUGGAUGGCAUUUAUGCACCAAGGAGAUGCGAUAGCUAUAGCAACUUUUCUUUUUUCCAAGAAACACAUGCUAUCUUUUUGCUCUAUUUUGAAGGGGUUUUUAUGAUAAACCAUGCUGCUAUUUAAAACCUGUAAAGCUUUUUGAGAUUCUCAGAAGAAAUAUAAGGUGUAGGUCACAAAGAACAAUUUUAUCUCUUGCAAUAGAAUUUCCUGUUCAAAAAAAUGAUGUUAAUUUGAAAAGCUGAUAUCUCCAAAGGAGCGUUCUAUUAGGUGGGUAAUCAUCAUAUUGCCAGCCGCUGUGUAUACCCUUCUCUUAAGAGUGAAAAAGUAAAAAGCCACUUUGCUGUGUAGAAGUGCCUUCCUUAUGUGCUUCAUAAAAACCACAUAAAAUGUUCAGAGGUUAGAGGAGCGAGCGGCUGCUGUAUUUAUAAGACAAAUAAGUUCACUAUCACCCCCGAGGAAGCUUGAAGAUGUGAUUCUCAAGGGUCUUUGGUACCAUGCCUGAAAAUGGAAUCAUUAUUUUUUGAUUCCCCCUGCUCACGUCAUUGACUCCCACCUCCAGCCGGUCCACUGGUUAUAAGUAACCAUGAAUUGCCCUGCAGAUUGUAAACAGGGUAGCCAACGAGGGCCAGCCAAAGCCCAACUCCAGUUUCAUCCUACCAUGCCGAAAGCAUUCCUGCUGCUAUGUGUUGCCCUGGUUCUGUUUGGGCUUGUGCAUGGAGCCACACUGAGAAACAAAGAGAACUGGAAGUCACUCAACAACCCCAGAAACCGAGAUCUGUUUUUCAGAACCCUUCAGGCAUAUUUUAAGGGAAGAGGUCUUGAUCUCGGGAGGUUUCCGAACACUUUCUUCAUGAAUGAGAAUCCUAGACCUCUCUCUUUCCAAUCAGAACUCCUUGCUUCUGCAUUUGCAGAUUAUGAAGAGCAGAAAAACUCCUUUUCUAAUUACCUCAAAGGCUGAAUGUUUCCUCUGAACACAGGUGUCUGGCUAUUUUAAAACUACAGAUGAAGCUUCUCAUUAGAAAAAUUCAGUCAUGGGCAUGGGUAAACCUUUCCCUCCUCUACUUACUUGUCAAUUUACAAUGAUUUUAUUCUACAUUUCCAGAUUUACAUAUAUAUAUCUAGAUUGACCUUUGGGACAUAUGCAACUUAUGUGCAUAGUUUUGGAGUCUUUUUUCCACUCUAUAAACCAUAAACACUGUUAGAGCACUGCCCCUAUUUGUAAGAGUGACAUGAACAGAGAGUCAGAAGAGAUGGUGAUCUUGUAAAUUACAUUUCUUUUAAGCUUCCCUUUAAAACUUGAUGCUGAUUACCGUUUAUUAAUGUUUUUAUUUGAAAGAGACUGUGCUCCUUUUUACUAUAGUUCAUUAUAUAUAAUAGAGAUUUGGGCUUAACAUUGUCUUUUUCUUGAAAAGCAGAUACAUUCCCGCUUUCAGCAUAUGUUAUUGAGAAACCUCACAGUUUCAUACCAAGGGAGAAGAAGUGAUAAAUAUCCACAAUUAAGUCUAAAUGGAAAGAAAAAAACACUUGGAUUCUAGGAGUUGCUAAGGUCUCUAGGAGAUAUUCCCUGCCACUAUAUUCAGAUGUGGACAUUGUGCUACAUGAGAUAUCCUAGCCACACUCCAGCUCUGGUUUUUCUCCAGACGCGCCCUUUAGAAGGAAGAGUAGAAAUGGGUGGAAUUUCCUUCUUUUACGACCAAUCUUCUCCUCUCCCCACCAGCUCAGGCUGAAUUAUUCAAUUCUCAUAUUUUCAUUUGGAAUAGCUACUGUUCCUGUAUCAUUAUGGAGAGCUGCAUCAUUUUCUCUGUGAUCCUACAAAAAGAACAUUGUACUAGAAUGCAAACAUCGGUGUCCUAGUAAUGUUAGUCUGUACAUUCCACAAUAGUCUUCUUUGGCUUUUUUGUGGAUCAUUGAUACUCAA
Ailuropoda melanoleuca (giant panda) is the source of this 2141-nucleotide messenger RNA. It is a transcript of the gene C2H2orf66, whose product is annotated as chromosome 2 C2orf66 homolog. Lineage: Eukaryota; Metazoa; Chordata; Mammalia; Carnivora; Ursidae. The record is from RefSeq and is a predicted model, not a curated record. The transcript is spliced from 4 exons. Bases 807 to 1181 code for a protein of 124 amino acids.